AUGGCUGCAAAGCUUACUGAAGCUCUUCUUCUAUACCUUCUCUACUUAAUACUCAGUGUUUCUGAUAGCCUUCCUAUCUAUGGCUGCAAAGAAGGAGAAAGAAAAGCACUUCUUAAUUUCAAAGAAGGGCUUAAAGAUCCUGGUGGACGGUUAUCGUCUUGGAUCGGCCAAGACUGCUGCAUCUGGAGAGGAGUUCAAUGUGGUGACCAAACAGGGCAAGUUGUGCAACUUGAUCUGGGGAACAAGAUCCCUCUUCAUGACAUGUUUCAAUAUGGCAGACGUUCUCAGCCAUUGAAAGGUGAUCAUAUUAACCCUUUGCUUGGCUUAAAACACUUGCAAUACUUGGACCUCAGCAUGAACAUCUUUGGAGGUUUUAGUGGUGUAGUUCCUCAUCAGCUUAGCAAACUCUCAAGUUUGCGUUAUCUUGAUCUAUCCAGUGUAUCCAAUUUGCCUUGCAACCAUCUCCAUUUAGCUAGAAAAAUAAACUUAUCAAACUGCAUUCUUGAGCUUCCUUUUUCUCUUGCACAUGUUAACUUUACAAAAAUACAAAUUCUUGAUCUUUCUGGUAACAAUGUUCAUUCUGUAGUCCCACCUUGGUUGUUCAAGUUAAGCAGCCUUGAGAGUCUAGAUUUGAGUGUCAAUGCUUUCAAAGAGCUUAUUCCUAGUGCCAUUGGAAAUUUAACAUCUCUUAAAUUCCUCAACCUUGCAAGGAAUAGUGUCCUAGAAGGUGGAGUGCCACUGAGCUUAAGAAACCUCUGCAUGUUGAACUCAUUGGAUCUUUCAGCAAAUAAAUAUCUGCAUGGUGAUUUGAAUGAACUUGGAGAUGUGUUUUCAGGUUGCCUUAAAGAUAGUUUGGAGAUACUGAGUUGGCUUGGACUUCAUUCUUUGAUAAAAUUGGAUAUUUCUCGCAAUACAUUGAAUGGAAGUGUCCCGGUAAACUUGGGUCAACUAUAUCCAAAACUUGAGUUUUUGGAUUUUGCUUAUAAUAAUUUGACAGGUGUUCUGACUGAAGCUCACUUUGUUGGUCUGACAAAGCUUCAACAUCUUGGCUUUUCUGCCAAUGAAUUCAAGGUUGAUCUUGGUUCACAAUGGUUGCACAAUCUCUCUGCUGCUCUUUUUCCUAAUGCUGGAAUCUCAGACGCUUUGCCGGACUGGUUUUGGAACUUCUCAGCAAAUCUUCAACUUGUGGAUUUAUCACAUAAUGAUAUCAAAGGACCAGUGCCACAAUUUCCAGGAAAUUUAGCGUACUUGCUUCUGUUUUCAAACAAGAUAACUGGAAAGAUCCCAGAGACCUUAUGUGAUCUGAAGAAGUUGUUAGCUCUUGAUCUCUCCAAAAAUCAACUUAUUGGUGAAAUUCCCAAUUGCUGGAAUCACUCUUUUAAACAAAGCUUGUCCACAUUCGAUUUAGCAUUGACAACUCUUGAUCUUGGCCAGAAUAAGUUAAGUGGAAGAAUACCUACUUGGCUUCCACAGAGCUUAUUGAACUUGGAUGUCCUUAGACUCCGAUUUAACAUGCUUGUUGGAGAUAUUCCUCCUGAGUUGGGUAACCUUACCAAGCUUCGUGUCAUAGACUUUGCAUAUAAUCUUCUGUCAGGAACCAUACCAUAUAGUCUUGCCAACCUUAGAGCCAUGAAGUUUGAUCCCACAAUAUUUUAUAACAUUAAGGUUGAACUUGAGAUAUAUGACAAAAUCUCCUUUGACUAUGUUGACAACAUGGAAAUUCUUUACAUGGUUGAAUCUCAGAAAAAGAUGGGCAUGUUAUUGAGGUUAGAAUCUCUUGAUUUAUCGAAUAAUAUACUUUCAGGGGAAAUUCCAACAACAAUGAUCAUGCUAUCUUUCUUAAGUCAUCUAAAUCUAUCAUAUAACAACUUAUCUGGAAGAAUUCCAUACGGUGGGAAGUUUCUCUCACUCCCAGAUCCUUCUAUAUAUUUUGGCAACCCUGCACUUUGUGGUUUUCCAUUGGAUAACAACUGUGAAAAUAUUGAUAGAUCAUUUGGUGAAGGGUACCCUAAAGAUGAAGAUGAGGCAGAGAAGAUAGGGUUCUAUGUGAGCAUUUCCUUGAGAUACAUUCUUGGGUUUUUGAUUCUUUGGGGUCUGUUGCUGCUCAACAAGAAAUGGGGAUUCGCAUAUUUUCAAUUUGUUGACUGUCUUCAAUAUACUAUUUGGGAUUGUCUUUGA
This is a messenger RNA of Dioscorea cayenensis subsp. rotundata (Guinea yam), 2178 nucleotides long. Its product is annotated as probably inactive leucine-rich repeat receptor-like protein kinase At2g25790. The record is from RefSeq and is a predicted model, not a curated record. Lineage: Eukaryota; Viridiplantae; Streptophyta; Magnoliopsida; Dioscoreales; Dioscoreaceae. Gene Ontology annotation, molecular function: protein binding. The transcript is spliced from 8 exons. Bases 1 to 2178 code for a protein of 725 amino acids.